Messenger RNA from Amphimedon queenslandica, 454 nucleotides. RefSeq lists its product as uncharacterized. Lineage: Eukaryota; Metazoa; Porifera; Demospongiae; Haplosclerida; Niphatidae. The transcript has 4 exons. The record is from RefSeq and is a predicted model, not a curated record. The annotation marks the transcript as partial.
UUCGAAAUUCCCGGGGACUUUUUCGAGGCAGUGCCCACUGCGCAUGCUCACAAAUACAUGUAAAUACAUGUACACAAAACGCCAUGUCUGCAACCGGAGAUAAGCGUCAGAGCGAGUCAAGAACCAGCCCGUUGGAGGAUUCCCCGACCACACCCUCAAGUGGGCUGGGUUUUGCUUUUAGACCUUCUCCUCUAUCACUGGCGGCAUCUAAUUUAACUACGUAUAAUCGCUCAAACACGGUCGGAAAAACCAAGACUGGAGAGUCACUUUUGUCUCUUGGGUUCUCAAAGCCACAGUUGGGUUCUCCACAUAGUCCUAAGCCUCUUGGUAUUAAUGGGAUUAGUCCUCCCACUGGGGCGGGGUUCAAACGCAAGCUGGACUCAUCUUCUAGCUCUGAAUCAAUGGUCACGCCCACUAAAAAGAGCAACCUAUUCAUGCAGUGUAUAGACGAAAA